AUGGAGCAGAAGGACAUGUCUUCAUCAGACUCCACCACCACCACCACCACCACCACCACCACGACGGGUGAAGAUGCCACGAAAUCUGUCCGUCAGAACCACACUCAACCCAAUCAACUAUCGUCGGCGGCGCAAGCAGCAUUUCCAGAACGCCAGAGCCAGAGCCAGAGCGAGCAGCAAGCGCCCAAGCUCACCGCUGAUGGGACAACUGCCUCCUCUUCCUCGUCGAUAGAGAUCAAUACCCGCUCAGACAUCAGCUUGCUAUACCGAGUGGUGCGCACGCUCAUCCGACCACUGCGGCCGAACCUCGUGCGUCCGGGUAAGCCACUGCCGCCAGGAUCCCCGCGCCUGUCAGCCUCAAAGAAUCGGAAUGGUGUUGCCAUCGUCGAGUCCUGCUUCGAGGGCGUGUGGCAGUAUACCUUCCGUCCGAAAUCCACGUGCCUGAGCGCGAGUGCUUCUACGCUCGCGUCUGCCUCAUCUCCCACAGUGUCAAAUCGUACCUCGCAGACCGAUCCUUCUCCUUCUUCUUCUUCUCUAUCACCUUGCCCGAACGAGAAUGGCAAUCCUACAUCUAGUAACCGGGGCUGCUCUAAACACCGGAUCUACUACUUCAACGGCGGAGGCUUCCAAUCACCACCGUCGAGCCAACACUGGCUAUUCCUCAGCAUGCUGUCCAAGAACCUCUCACAGCAGCGCACCGCCGCCGCCUCCUCCUCCUCCACCACCACCUCUCCAUCUUCUUCACUGUCGGACGCUCACCAACCUCAACCCAAACACCAAGGCGACAACACCCUGAUCCCAGAAAUGACCCUCGUCUCCUACCCGCUCGCACCGAACUCCCCGGCCGAGAAGUCCUACCCAAUCAUGCAGAAAUGGCUCUCAGCGGUCCUCCACUCAGCAGACACGACCCACGACAAGGUCACCCUGAUGGGCGACAGCAGCGGCGGCAACAUCGCGCUCUCGCUCGGCUUCUGGGCUGUCGAGAACCACCACCAAGCCCCCCAACGCUCGUCCUCCUCACCCACCUCCAUCUCCACUAACCCAAGCUUCCCACUGACAUCUAUCCUCGCCAUCUCCCCCGUCGUAGACCUCCGCAACGUAAACCCAUCCAUGGCCAGCGCCGACAAAUUUGACCCGGUGCUCACCAUCCCGCUCACCUCACGGGUGGCGCGCGCGUGGGCCUCUCCGCCCACGACCUCCAGACACCUCUCCGAGGUCGCCGAUGGGCCGCACCCGCACCCGGCGCUCGUCACCAACGCACAGGUCUCGCCGCUGCUCAACAGCGACGCCGCGUUCCAGGCGCUGGCGAGCAACCGCGUGCGCGUGCACGGUAUCGUCGGCACGCAUGACGUGCUGGCGCCCGACGCGCUGCUGUUCAUGCGGAAGUGUGAGCGGUGUGGCGUCGCGGGGAGGUGGUUGGUGUGGGAGCGCCAGAUGCACUGUUUCCCGCUUGCGGCCGGGAAGGGCGUCCUGGGGUUGUGGGAGGCGCGGGACGCGGUCGACUGGAUUGUGGGUGUGCUUCGUGCGCAUGAGUUUUAG
This is a messenger RNA of Exophiala aquamarina CBS 119918, 1539 nucleotides long. RefSeq lists its product as uncharacterized. Bases 1 to 1539 code for a protein of 512 amino acids. The transcript has a single exon. The record is from RefSeq and is a predicted model, not a curated record. NCBI's taxonomy places the organism in Eukaryota, Fungi, Ascomycota, Eurotiomycetes, Chaetothyriales, Herpotrichiellaceae. Gene Ontology annotation, molecular function: hydrolase activity.